GCGUAAAUGACGUCAUGACGCGGCGGUGCAUUGUGGGAUUGCGGAGGAGUGGGGCGGUGAAUGGUGCAACACAACUUCAGAAAUGGACGUGUUUUUAAUGAUCCGGCGUCAUAAGACGACCAUCUUCACUGAUGCCAAGGAGUCCACGACAGUUCACGAGCUGAAACGCAUCGUUGAGGGAAUCCUGAAGAGACCGCCCGAGGACCAGAGACUUUACAAGGAUGAUCAGCUGCUAGACGACGGUAAAACACUGGGAGAUUGUGGCUUCACUAAUCAGACAGCCAGACCUCAGGCUCCCGCUACAGUUGGACUCGCCUUCCGGAUCAGCGCCGAUGCGUUCGAGCCGCUCCAAGUGGAUCCGUUCUCGAAUCCUCCAGAGCUUCCUGACGUGAUGAAGCCUCAGGAUUCGGGCAGCACGACCAACGAGCAGUCGGUGCAGUAAACACACACACCAACAACACACCGCCGCAGGAGGAGGAGAAGAGAUCUGCCCCUCCGUUACCAGGAGGUUCCACCCGGACUGAACACUCAGAAGGGGUUAGGGGUUUCAGAAACCAAAAACAGGACACAGCUGACACCCCCGUUCCCAACACACACACACACCCACACACACACACACAGAAACAUCAUCACCUAGCUUAUUAAAUCCCCUAUUAACUCUGGACUGAUACUCAUUUCCCCUUUGCUGUGUCUGACACACACACACACACACACACACACAUAUUCUCACCCCUUCUUUAAAACUGAACACGGCUUGUUUUUUGCAGUAUAAAGACUUUUGUGUUGUUAGUGUUCAUUAAAACAAAGAAAGCAGCUCUUGUGUUUUGCAGUGAGAGAGAGAUUGUGAUGUUCGAGAGAGACGCAUGCGGGAAGUACGGCGCAUUUUUUUCACUCGAGCCUGCAUCCAUAGUGCAUUAUGUAAUUUAUCUUUACUUUUUUUUUUUUCUUUUUUUAUUAUUAUGAAUUAAGCAACCCUUUUGGGCACUGAUAAUAAAGGUUUGAAUUUUA
Clarias gariepinus (North African catfish) is the source of this 1008-nucleotide messenger RNA. RefSeq names its product elongin-B-like. The record is from RefSeq and is a predicted model, not a curated record. NCBI's taxonomy places the organism in Eukaryota, Metazoa, Chordata, Actinopteri, Siluriformes, Clariidae. Gene Ontology annotation, molecular function: protein binding. The coding region runs from base 83 to 442 and encodes 119 amino acids. Gene Ontology annotation, cellular component: elongin complex; VCB complex. The transcript is spliced from 4 exons. Gene Ontology annotation, biological process: transcription elongation by RNA polymerase II.